AUGUAUAUACAGUUGGUAAUACAUGUUCUAUAACAAUUCUCCGCAUGCACAGUUUCUUUUUUCCGCUAGUAUAAGUUGCAUUGAGACCAAAGAAGUAGAGUUAAGUCAACUGUGCAAAAAGCUGCUUUUAAAUAGCUUCACUGAAUGUACAUACGUCAUAACUUUGGCCGGGUAGACAGAGAUGGCCAGGUUUGUCUACCUGUAAACACCUGCAAGCCUCGACUGGAAGAGACGACAAGCCUACAUCAUUACAGAAUGAACGCUGAAAAUUCAGAGGAAGCUGAAGACUAAAGGAUGAUCAUUGUAUCACGAGAGGUCAGUAACAUUCAUAGACUGGGAGGCCCCGAUUACUUGUGUAGUAACAUACAUAUGAAAUAACGAUAUUUUGAAAUUAUUCAGAAAUUACCAGAACAAAUGGCAGAAAAUGCGAUUUCGUUCUAUAAAGGACAGAUAGCUGUUCGCGGGAAGAGUCAAACUACAUGUGUAUAUCACAAAAGCGAAACUUUGGACUUGUUUUGUGAGACUUGUAAUGACGUCAUCUGUGCCAAGUGUGUGUCCACUUCACACAAAGAUCAUGACACUACCCUACUACGCGAAGUUACUCCAGCCAACAAACGUAAGAUCAAAACAUUUAUAAAUGAAACGGAGCAGAAGAAGCUGAUUGAAAUUCAACAGGAAAUCAAUUCUACACAGGACAGUCUGGAUAAACACUUGAACGAUUCUGAGAGUGUUGCAGAAGAGGUAAGCACGCAAGGAGUGACACGUAGGGCCCUCACCAGUUACAAGACUGAACUCGGGAAAACACUUGCAAACCUUAAAGAGCAACUAAAGCAAUGUAAGAAAACUCUACAGACUGGCACGGAUAUCCAGGUGUUUGACCUGGAAAAAGAACUUCAGACCACUAACACCUGCCUUGACAAAACAUAUGCAGGUUCUGCCUUAUUCGUCCCAUACAACAGAAGAAAUGAAAUCCUGGGUGCUGCAUUUGAAAAAGUAACCACCCCACCAUCUGGACACAUGAAGAUUCUAUCAGAAUGGAACUAUCAGGGUAACAUAACACCCAUAUGUCCCAAAAGUGGCGGUAGUGUGUGGAUAAAUAACAUCUGCAAAGUAACCCACCUUAACAGCCAAGGAACUAUGGAGCAGCAGAUGCACACGUUUGGCUUGGCCAGAGAUAUCUCUGUAUCCCCCUCUACACACAAUCUAUGGAUAUGUUGUGAUUAUGAUAAAAAUAUUACGGAGCUGAUACAUGCAUCAGGUGUACUGAACCAUGUAUUCAGCACAAAGGAUGAACCCCGAUGUCUGUGUGUUAGAAAGGAUGAACAUAUCCUUGUGGGAACAAAACACAAAAUCACCGAGUACACUCUAGGAGGGGAGCCCGUUAUCACUACCAAAACAUCAUUUUUCAGAAAACCAAUAGUGUGUUCACCACAGAGGAUAUCACAAUGCCCAAUCAACUACAAUGUCGCUGUAGUUGAUAGAGAUCAGAAAGGAGAUGGUGGUAAGGACAAACCUGUAGUCAUUGUGUUGGACAGACAGCUUAAGCAAUUAUACAGGUAUGGAGAAUCACAACACAACAGUGGCACUGAUUUGUGGAGUUUUGAUCCCUAUGAUGUAACGUACGACAGUUUAGGACACCUGGUGAUUGCGGACUAUACAAACAAACACCUCCAUCUGCUGAGUGGUGAUGGACAAUACCUGCGACUGCUGCAUACCGACAUAGACAGUCCCCGGGCUGUAUGUGUUGAUACGGAAGGAGUUCUUUGGGCCGUUUUGGAAGCAGUCUACAAUAACGGAAAUGUGAAACGUCUACAGUUCACAAAUGCUUAAGUCUCUUUUCUGAAGUAAAUAGACUUAGCAUUACUUUGACAGAUGACAGACCACACAUUUCGUAUAAAAUGAAUACUGCUGCACACUGACAUAGAAAGUCCCCGGGUUGUAUGUGUUGACACGGAGGGAGCUCUGUGGCCAUUGAUUGGUUAAUUCGGCUCUGAUCAAAAGGUGAAACGUGUAUAGUGCACUAUGUUUAAAUUAAACUCUAUAUUUUAUCACAUUUUAAUGCAUAGUACAUAUGUCAAACAGCACAAAGACUUUGAUACAAUACACAAGUGUCACAUAAAGUAAUCACUUCUUGUAUAUUGAAAGGAAGGAGUAAAAAGUAUUCUGCAAAUACUGCCCAUAAUAAUGUGAUCAUUCAAAUUAACAUUUCCCAACCAAAGUUUAUCAAAAAUAUCGUUCGUUAAUAUAUUUUUAGAAUUUACAAAUAACAACAUUCUAUGACCUUACCUUUUCAAUAAAAGACAUAUAAAUUAUAUUGAAUAUAUUGGUAAUGAUGUAUACCGAUGAUAUAACUCCUUAAGAUAUCCAAACUUCCUAGUUUAUAAUAUGUCAUAUUUGAGAAAAUUUUAAAUGAUUGGAUGAAUUCAUUAUAAUCACAUGGCAUUAUUCUCUGUUUUCUAUGAAUUCCAUCAGUUAUAAAGUAUAAUUCAAAUAAUUUAAAUCCUCUAUUAAUAUCGUUGUAUAGCUCAAAUCCUGAAAUACAGGUGAACUUAUGUCAUGUUAUGUUUGCACUGUCGCGGCGACUGUCGUCUAAAACUGUUCUUUGAAACAAUUUCUUCUAAAGAACAGAAAGGCUUUGGGUCAGGACAUUUCACUCGAAGUUCCCUGGGAUAAGCUAAGUUUGAGAAUAAAAAUGACUUCGACUUAUUUGAAAGAUCACAGGGUUAUUAAAUUCAUACGAAUUCUUCUGAAGAACAGAACGUGCAUGAUUCAAGAUAUUAUAAAUGAACCUUCCUUGGAAUGAGCACAACAAUGUCGCAAAUAAACAUCACCUUGACUUUCAAUGUCACAGGGUGAAAUAUGUCGAAGCUUCAAACACCUUCCUCUGAAGAUGUUAAAGGUCCAGAGUCAUCUUAUUAGCUUGUAGUUUUCGAAUAUAUAGCACUAUUUCUUUUGUGAAUUAUAGUGAUGUUGAUAUAUAUUUAAAGAUACUGGGGUAAAGUUGUUUGAAUGAAUUUAUUUCCAUGCCCCACUUUCAAGAAGACAAAGUUCAGAUGUGUUGAAUACCUUACAAUAAGCUCGUCUGAAUUACCAACUAAGCCUCGGUAUGGUGUAUUUGGCCAGAAGCAUACUGGGAUGAAGGGCUACCAGGUUAGUUCAAGUGAAUUAGUAGACCUAAUUCUUUUUAAAUUAAAUGAUAUUGUUAUGUUAAAAUCUAUAAAUCGGUUCUUUGAAUAACCAAGAAACAUAGGUAAUGAUAUUUGUACAUAGCUUAAUUAAGUCCGUUACAUAUAUUUGACCUUGGCCCACUUUUGAGGUUUAAGUAUGAGAUAAAUGCCAGUUGAGAUAUAAAGACAAAUUGAGUGAAUGCCAGAAAAUUAGCCAAGAUAUAGAACGGUUUUUAAUUUUUCGAAUGAAAACUAUUUUAAAACUAUUAUAUUCAAUCUGUAAACAUUAAGUUUUUUUAAUUGUAAAUAUUUUCAUAUAAAAUAAUUUACUACGAAUCACUAUUAAUGCUGUGUUUCAUAAAUAAAUAUUUGAAGUCCUAUUAGGUCUUAAUAUUUUCUUUCUUUAUGAUACAAGUAUAUUAUUAUGUCAGGAAGGGGAUACUCAUCGCUACUGGUACAACGAAGAACUUUUAGGGUCAUGUGCAAUUUUUGUCUCGCCGCAACGAAGUGCAAUCGAGACAUAGGUGUUGCUUUUCCGGCGACGGCGGCGACGGCGUCAACAUUCAGUUUUUGUGUUUAAGUUAGUUUCUCUAAAAGUAUAAGUGCGUGCUACACCAACCAAAAUUGCACCAUACAUGCAUCUUAGGUCGUACAUCUCAACCUAUGCAUCAGAUGCUGGAUACAGCAUACUUUUCAUGGAUCAUUGACUUUGUCAACACUCUAUCAACAUUAAGUUUUUGCGUUUAAGUUAGAUUCUCUGAAAGUAUAAGUGCGACACCAACCAAACGUGGACCGUACAUAUAUCUUAGGCAUUACAUCUCAACCCAUGCGUCAAAUGCUAGAUGCGUCAUACCUUUCAUGGUCCAUUGACUUUGUCAGCAUCUCCAUCAACAUUAAGUGUUUGCGUUUAAGUUAGUUUCAUAAGUGCUACAUCAACCAAACGUGGACCGUAGAUGCAUCUUAGGUAGUACAUCUCAACCCAAGCAUCAACUGCUGGAUGCGGCAUACCUUUCAUGGUCCUUUGACUUUGU
Mizuhopecten yessoensis (Yesso scallop) is the source of this 4198-nucleotide messenger RNA. RefSeq lists its product as uncharacterized. The transcript has 2 exons. The coding region runs from base 415 to 1830 and encodes 471 amino acids. Lineage: Eukaryota; Metazoa; Mollusca; Bivalvia; Pectinida; Pectinidae. Gene Ontology annotation, biological process: positive regulation of DNA-templated transcription. Gene Ontology annotation, cellular component: chromatin; nucleoplasm. The record is from RefSeq and is a predicted model, not a curated record. Gene Ontology annotation, molecular function: ubiquitin-protein transferase activity; zinc ion binding.